Pundamilia nyererei is the source of this 1762-nucleotide messenger RNA. RefSeq names its product activating transcription factor 5a (gene atf5a). The transcript is spliced from 4 exons. Gene Ontology annotation, cellular component: nucleus. Lineage: Eukaryota; Metazoa; Chordata; Actinopteri; Cichliformes; Cichlidae. The record is from RefSeq and is a predicted model, not a curated record. Bases 167 to 1684 code for a protein of 505 amino acids. Gene Ontology annotation, molecular function: DNA-binding transcription activator activity, RNA polymerase II-specific; RNA polymerase II transcription regulatory region sequence-specific DNA binding. Gene Ontology annotation, biological process: regulation of transcription by RNA polymerase II.
CGUGCUUUGCUUUAGCAACGCACCCCCAAGUGCUCUACAAUUUUUUCUGCAAGAAUGGAGUUUCAUUAUGCUCACCCAGACCUGCUCACUGUGGCCCAUCUCUCAGACCCUGCUUGCUCUCAGCAUAUGCUUGGACUUGGACUGAAUCAAAGCACCAACAGACAAAAUGAUGGCAACAUCAGCGCCUGUUUGGAAGACUCUUCGUGUCUGCCCGGCAGACCCCCUCGCUCUCUCUCACCCACAGGCUAACCACAGCCAAUCACAGGGGUGCAGGGGGGAGGUGUCAGAGGAGAGUCAGCACUUAAUUGGUGAUGGUAACACUGACUGGAUGACGGAAGAAGUGGAUUUCUCCUCGUACCUCCCAAACCCUCCUUCCCCUCCCUCCUCUACUAAUGCCUCCCUUCCCCCUUCACCCCUUCAGAAUGAUAUCCAGGUGCCCUCUGACUUGGAGGUCAUGACCUCUCUGCUGCAAGAGGAACUCGCCCAACUAGAGGACUACUUCCUGUCUGAGCCACUGCCCGAGAAAGGGCCGAGGCUGGGAAAAUGCGACAGGGGUCCACUGCCUGCGGGUCCUCCGCCAUUCACUCAGCUGCCAUACGCAUCAUACGCUACAUCCAACCAAUCGGAAUCCAGCCCACUUCUUGUUACCUUGGCAACCGGAGAACUGGACUUGCUCAGCAUCUGUGGCGGGCCCAUUGGGCGCUCCAAAAUUCCAAGACACGCCCCAUAUAGCUGCAGUCGACCCAGUGGGUGUGGUAGGAAAAGAGUUCCUGAUGGUUCGAGGUUCAGCGAAGGCUAUGACAGCAGUUUGCUGAGUUCCAAAGGAAGUAACUCAGGUAACUCAGCUGUGACCCUUACAGGUAAUUAUGGCUGUGUAGAGGACGACCAGGUGGUAGGGAAAAGCUACUGCUUGGGUAGUGCGGUUGAGCUCAGACGAUGUGCUGUUAUACCAAAAGAAGAAAAAAAUUGCUGUUUCACUCAAGAUGUGAUAGGUGGUGGGAAGAUUGUUGGUGGUGGAUUUGGCUUUGGUGGAUCACUGGAGGUCCCCCAUAAGAAAGAGGAUCUGUUGAUGUAUAGCAUGAGGGAAGUCAGUGGAGGUGCUGGUAACAGUGAUGUGCUGAACAGUAUCAAAACUAGUGUGGAGGUGACAAAAGCCACCGUUUCUUGGAAAGCCGACAGCAGCGAAGGUUGUUAUCUUCCAACAACAGCACAGUCUGAGGCCUACCAUAGCUUCUUGGGCAACAUCAACGAGCAGGUGAAAACAGAGAGUCUACAGAUAGCUCAGCAUGAUCUACACUGUAAUUUCCUUGAGGAUCAGGGCCCAGAGUGUCUUUUAAUGGCUAGGGAUAGUUUGAACCUGGAAUCUUCGGGGCACAGACAAGCAUGUCGGCUGAAGGAAGACCACUGUGCAAUGAAAUACGAAGUGGACAUCAUUCCAGGCGAAGGCGGGGAGCGCAAACAAAAGAAAAGAGAUCAGAACAAAACUGCCGCUCACAGGUAUCGCCAGCGAAAAAGGGCGGAGCUCGAUUCUUUGGAGGAACAACUGCACUGCCUUGAAGGGAGGAACCGGGAGCUCCGGGACAAAGCAGAGUCCGUAGAACGUGAAAUCCAGUACGUUAAAGACCUGCUGAUUGAAGUUUACAAGGCCCGUAGCCAAAGGCUUAAGCAGGACACAACAGCGUAACACCAAGCUUCUGCGAGUACACUUAGAGAGAGCGUAACAGGGAGAAUCAGCAGCUCUUUCUGUCUUUAAGUUUGUCCU